This is a messenger RNA of Penicillium longicatenatum, 915 nucleotides long. RefSeq names its product lipase family protein. The transcript is spliced from 3 exons. The record is from RefSeq and is a predicted model, not a curated record. Lineage: Eukaryota; Fungi; Ascomycota; Eurotiomycetes; Eurotiales; Aspergillaceae. Gene Ontology annotation, biological process: lipid catabolic process. The coding region runs from base 1 to 915 and encodes 304 amino acids.
AUGCGCUUCUCAAUCUUGUCAGUCCUUUCAGCGCUUUCAGCCUUGGGUCAUGCGCUCCCGAACAGCCUGCAGACGCGAGACGUCACUGCCGAUGAGCUGUCGGACUUCAAGUUCUGGGUUCAGUAUGCUGCCGCUGCCUACUGCUAUGACAGCUACACCGCAAAGGCCGGCUCCAAAUUGGCCUGCUCUGCCGGCAACUGUCCCGAUGUCGAGGCUGCCGGCGCCAAGAUCGUCUACGACUUUUCCAACACUACCAUUACCGAUACCGCUGGAUUCGUAGCAUUGGACGACACCAACAAGGCAAUUGUCCUAUCUUUCCGCGGCUCCUACUCUGUUCGCAACUGGCUCGCCGACGUCGACUUCCCCUACACCAACCCUGGCCUCUGUGAUGGCUGUGAAGCGGAAAUGGGCUUCUGGAACUCCUGGGCAUUUGUCAAAGACCCUAUUUCCAAAGUCCUCGACGAGACCGUUGCCUCCAACCCCGACUACGAACUAGUCGUUGUAGGCCACAGUCUCGGUGCUGGUAUUGCUACCCUUGCGGCUGCUGACCUUCGCGGAAUGGGACACCCUUCGAUCAAGAUGUACGCGUUUGCUUCGCCUCGCGUCGCCAAUCCCGCAUUGGCCGACUACAUUACCGCCCAGGGAAACAAUUACCGCUUCACCCAUACCAACGACCCUGUCCCCAAGCUACCUCUGCUUGCAAUGGGCUAUGUUCACGUCAGCCCUGAAUACUGGAUCACUUCGGGCAAUAAUGUUACAGUUUCGACUAGUGAUGUUCAGAAGCUUGAGGGUACGGUUAACUGGAACGGCAACACUGGAACCGGUGUUCCGUUAAUUUCGGAUUUCGCUGCUCACCACUGGUACUUUGAGCGAGCGGAUGGAUGUUUGGGAGCUGGUCUUCCUUUCAAGGCCUAA